This is a messenger RNA of Lytechinus variegatus (green sea urchin), 1148 nucleotides long. RefSeq lists its product as uncharacterized. The record is from RefSeq and is a predicted model, not a curated record. The coding region runs from base 645 to 1112 and encodes 155 amino acids. Lineage: Eukaryota; Metazoa; Echinodermata; Echinoidea; Temnopleuroida; Toxopneustidae. The transcript has 2 exons.
GGAGAGACUUGUUUGUAAACACCGUCAAAGUUCUAACCAAAAAUAAUUAUGAAACAUCGGGAAUUCCUACUCUUGUUAUCUUUUCAACAAGUGCGAAUGAAAAGAAACCAGGCAUUUGGGACGUGCUACGGUAAUUUCCAUGGGUUUUGAAUCGUGUGCGAAUUGCAAAGUGCAUAUUCGAUAAUAAAUUUGGUAAUUAUCUAUGCAAGUGCCAGUGAUGCAUGCAGUAACGAGCCGUGUUCUUGGGAGGGAUGCGUUUGUAUACGGUACAUACUUUUUUUUAGCAUUUAGGAUCGAAGGAUCGAAGUUGAGCCCCAUUGGGUUUCAACGGCAGAGUGCAUGCGACACUUGAAGAGGAAAAUCGAAAAGGAUAUCGACGAUUAACUCAAGAUCAGAGUUGGCCAAAGUGGCUAGCUGAGGAUUGCAGCCACACGCAAGGUCGUGCCAACCGUCCAACCCACAUACUCUCUACUUGUCCCUAUUCAUCUUCCGGCGAAAUACAAAACCUGAUACAGCUGGACACCCGAGAGGCCAAGGGCAAACCCCAGUUCCUAUCCCAGAUCGUGUAAACAGGAUUUUAUUGUUACAGGAAAUCACUGACUACAUCAACUCCAACCAUAGGUGCAGAUCCGGUGCAACACAAAAUGCCACUGGCUGACUUCCUGUUUUACAUGGCAGUACUACUGGGGUUAUCCGCAGUAGCCACAAGCUCGCCGGUACAGACUCCCCUCGAAAAGGCUGCCGCGGCGGCGGCAGCCGGCGUAACAGGUAGUGAUGUCUCAUUCGAAACACCCGCGAAUCAACUGUUUCGCGACGCGGUCAGGGUGGUGGACACGAUGAAAGAUUUCUUGGCAGCGCUGAGUGACUUCGAGCAAAUACAAGUGGGUGAAGCGGCCCGGGAAGACCAGAUCAGGCUGAAUAAUGUCAAGAGAGGACCUAGUAAUAGCGCAUUCCGAGUCAAUGGAUGGAAGAGAAAGAGACGGAGCACGAGGGAACGUGAUAUACUCGCUGUUGCCUUCACGAAUAAACUGGAUCACAAGGCUGCCGAUAUGGUUCACAAGAUCUACACAUUCCUUGGAGAUCUCCAAACGGUAAGCCGCAAGUUUGGUUAAUAUUUCAUUAUCCCCUUUAUUCACUCUAAAUUCCAA